UACAAACACUACCUGACUACCACCACAAGAAACUAGUGAAAGGGAAAAGAAGAGAAGAAAUGGAGGAGGGUAAGGGAGAAGUGAAGCACAUAUUGCUUGCAAAGUUCAAGGAAGGCAUUUCUGAACAACAAAUUCAAAAUUACAUCAAACAGUAUGCCAACCUUGUCAAUCUUGUUCCUUCUAUGAAGGCUUUCAGAUGGGGUAAAGAUGUGAGCCAAGAAAACUUGCACCAGGGUUUUACUCAUGUCUUUGAAUCGACUUUUGAGAGCACAGAAGGCAUUACUGAGUAUAUUGCUCACCCAGACCAUGUUGAGUUUGCAAAUAUGUUACUGCCUCAAUUUGAGAAAGUCAUUGUAGUUGAUUACAAGCCUACAAAGGUCCAACUCUGAAGCUAUAAUAUUGGACGUUUCUGUUUUCCAGUCUGAAUCAGGAAGUCUGUUUCCUUUUCCAUUAAAUAAGAGAUGUGAUGUCUGAGGACAGUUUCUUUUGUAAUGUUACCCAACCUCUCUCCUGACAUAUAAGCAUAUGUAUGUUUGCGUCUGUAGUUGUGUUAUCGAACAA
Messenger RNA from Sesamum indicum (sesame), 561 nucleotides. RefSeq names its product stress-response A/B barrel domain-containing protein HS1. Lineage: Eukaryota; Viridiplantae; Streptophyta; Magnoliopsida; Lamiales; Pedaliaceae. Gene Ontology annotation, biological process: pollen tube adhesion. The record is from RefSeq and is a predicted model, not a curated record.